Messenger RNA from Hemicordylus capensis (graceful crag lizard), 4326 nucleotides. RefSeq lists its product as uncharacterized. Gene Ontology annotation, molecular function: DNA helicase activity. Gene Ontology annotation, biological process: telomere maintenance; DNA repair. Lineage: Eukaryota; Metazoa; Chordata; Lepidosauria; Squamata; Cordylidae. The record is from RefSeq and is a predicted model, not a curated record. The transcript has a single exon.
AUGCCAUCAAAGACAACACAAACUAACAAAGAAAAUGAAAACAUUGAGCAGAAAAGACUAAGCAAGAAUCAAAGACAAAAAAGGAAACGAAUGGAUGAGAGUUUGGAAUCCAGAGACCAUCGUCUAAACAUGAAAAGACGAGCAAAACAAUGUAAAUUAGUAGACCAACAAACCAACGCCACAAAAAUCUAUACAGAAGAUAGCAUUAAAGAACAUAACUGUGGGACUCUGACUGAAAGCUGCCAUUACUGUUGUGCACUUUAUUGGUUAAAUGAACUCAAUUGUGCAAGAAAAUACACUAAAUGCUGUCAUGAUGGUAAAGUGACACUCAAAGAACUUAAUGAACCACCGGAAUUACUCAAAGAACUGCUUCUCACACAAUCAACAGAGGCAAAAAAUUACAGAGAGCAUAUCAGAGAAUACAAUGCUGCUUUGGCUUUUGCUUCAAUGGGAGCUGAAAUCAACACACCUCCAGGCAGAGGACCAUACUGCUUCCGUAUUCAUGGACAAAUCUACCAUAAGGUAUCUCCACUUUACCCAAGUGAACAACACAAGGCAGGGUAUGGCCAACUGUACAUAUUUGAUACGGGAGAAGCAACCAAACAACGCCUACAAAACAACUCGGCCUGCUUAGCAACAGUAAUGGAAAGUCUGGAUACCCUUCUAAGAAACAUCAACCCAUUUGCAAAGUCUUAUGAACAAAUGCAUAGACUAACAGAAAGUUUGCAAACAGCUAAAGUCCAAAUGAUUUUCAUGGAACAAGCAAACUUAGACCUCAGAAGGUACAACGCACCAAGUUCCCACACUGAGGUUGCAGCAAUAUUUGUCGGUGAGGAUGGUGAACCACCCAGUAAUCGAGACAUCUGCAUUUAUCCAAUCGGAGGAACUUGCCAAACCAUCUCACCUAUGAACUGCAACACCGACCCAAUGGUAUAUCCUAUGCUUUUCCCACAUGGCGAGUGCGGAUGGCAUGUUGGAAUGGCCCAUGUUGAAGAAAGACGCUCAGCCAAGCGAGUGAGGGUCACACAACUGCAGUACUUUGCCUAUCGCCUCGCAAUACGGAAAAGUUUCAGUCUCCUACAUAGCAGCGGCAAAUUAUACCAGCAAUACAUUGUUGAUGCUUAUGUCAGAACUGAAGGAUCAAGAUUGAACUACCUAAGACAAAAUCAACAAGAUUUACGCAUAGAGCAAUACCGUGGACUCUUAGAUGCUCUGGAAACCCGUGUCAAAAAUGAACACCUGAAAACAGGGAAGAUGAUAAUAUUGCCAUCAACCUUCCAAGGCAGCCCUCGAUAUAUGCAACAAAAUUAUCAAGAUGCCAUGGCCAUAGUCAGAAGAUUUGGACGUCCAGAUUUAUUUGUAACAUUCACUUGCAACCCAACUUGGCCAGAGAUAAGUAAGGCCAUGCAAGCCACUCAAAGACCAGAGCACCGGCCAGACAUUAUCGUCCGUGUUUUCAAAAUGAAAUUAACAGCACUCUUGGAUGAUAUCUUGCAACACCAAAUCUUUGGCCAGGUCAUUGCAUACAUCUACGUCAUUGAGUUCCAAAAACGAGGUUUGCCGCAUGCUCACAUCCUGCUUACCUUAGAUUCAAAAAACAAAAUCAGAGCCAAAGAUGAUAUAGACAGAUAUGUGCAUGCAGAGAUACCCUCCAAAACUGUCAGCCCAAAACUCUACGAAAUUGUAACAAAGCACAUGAUUCAUGGACCUUGCGGCACACUAAAUCCACACGCACCUUGCAUGAAAGAUGGCACAUGCUCCAAGAACUUUCCCAAGGACCUCCGGAACACCACAGAGGAGAAUGUGAAUGGAUACCCUCUCUAUAGAAGGCAAACAUCAGCCCCAGUCAGGCUUGGAAAAUAUGAUGUUGAUAAUCGCUGGGUGGUCCCAUAUAAUCCCUGGCUCUUGAAAAAAUAUAACGCACAUAUCAACGUUGAAGUUUGUGCCUCUGUGAAGAGUGUCAAGUACCUUUACAAGUAUGUGUACAAAGGGCAUGAUGCCGCAUCAAUCAAGCUACAGCAAGAAAAUCAAACUGGCAUACUAGAACAUGAUGAAAUAAGAACAUUUCUGGAUGGAAGAUAUGUUAGCGCCCCAGAGGCAAUGUGGCGAAUCAAUGAGUUUACACUAACAGAAAAGUCACACACCAUAAUCCGCUUACCAGUUCAUUUGCCAGAACACCAGCAAUUGAUAUAUCAUGAAGGCCAAGAAGAGCAGGCCAUUGCCAUGGCAUCUACCAAAAAAACCAUGCUUACUGCCUGGUUCACACUGAAUCAUGAAGACCAAGAAGCAAACAAGUUGACUUACACAGACAUCCCCAAAUACUACGUCUUCGAUAAGAUCCUCACAAAAUGGAAGAGGCGACAGCGCGGAGGGGAAGGAGUUAUUGGAAGAAUGCCAGUAGUAAGCAUUAAAGACUCAGAACGGUACUAUCUGCGCAUGCUACUCACCCGAACCAAAGGUAGCACUGGAUUUGACAGUAUGAGAACUGUCCAUGGGGUACUCUAUGACAGCUACCUAGAAACCUGCAGAGCACAUGGACUUCUAGAAGGAGAUAAAAACUGGCAUGAAACACUGAAUGAGGCAGAACAGAGUCAGAUGCCGCAUUCCCUUAGAAUGCUCUUUGCUAUAAUCUGUGCUUUUGGAGAAGCAGAAGAUGUGGCUGAACUUUGGAACCAACACAAACAUGCCAUGUGUGAAGAUUUAGUACAUAAAUAUUCAGAGGCCACUGGCCCACAAUAUGCGCUUGCUGAAAUUGAAACACAGUUAAAAACUUAUGGCAUGACUUUGAAGAACUUGAAUUUGCCAGUUCUGCAUCUACCAGAUGCUAUUCAAAAACAGGACACCUUAGACAUUCUGGGAGAGCAAGAACAGGCCGAAAUACAUACCAGCAAGCUAAACAUAGAACAACAAAGAGCAGUCAUCACAGUACUACAAACUAUUUAUGAUACUCCAAAUGACAAGCCACACUGCUUUUUCCUAGAUGGACCUGCAGGAACAGGGAAAACAUUUGUCUACACAACACUCAUACACACUAUCUGAGGCAAAGGAGACCAGGCUACAGCAGUUGCUUCAACUGGAAUAGCAGCUACACUAUUACCAGGAGGUAGAACAGCACACUCAGUAUUCAAGAUUCCACUGAUCCUGGAUGCAAGCUCAACCUGCGACAUAAAGCCAAACACAAUUGCAGCAAAACACCUCAUAGACACAAAAUUGAUAGUCUGGGAUGAAGCACCAAUGACACAUACACAUGCCUUCCUGGCUGUAGACAGACUCCUCAAAGACCUCACAAAAUCCACACAACCAUUCGGAGGCAAAACCAUCUUGCUGGGGGGUGAUUUCCGACAAAUCCUCCCUGUCAUCAUUAGAGGUUCAAGAUCCUUAACCGUAGCCAGCUGCUUAAAAAAACACCACCUCUGGAAACACAUUCAUGUAAUCAAACUCAACAAAAACAUGCAUGCUCUGCACAAUGAAAAAGACUUUGCAACAUGGCUCUUAGCAGUAGGCGAUGGAAGGAACGGAGAGACAACACGUUUACCAAAUAACUGCUACCCAGUGAUACAGGACCCUGUGGAACAAUUAUAUGGUGAUAUUGAUUUCACCACAGUCACACCACAGCAACUAAAAGGAAGAGCAAUACUGACUGUAACAAACCACAUGUCCCUAGAACUCAAUAACCGUGUCCUCGAACGUAUGCCAGGUGAGGAAGUCAUAUAUGAAAGUAUAGACACCAUCGAAAGUGAGCAAGAAGAAGAUCGCCUGGCAUACCCAGAGGAAUUCUUAAACAGCCUUACACCAACAGGCAUGCCACCGCACCAACUGCGUCUUAAACCAGGAGCAAUCAUCAUACUGCUGAGGAACUUAGCUCCCACAAGAAGACUGUGCAAUGGAACACGUCUCACAGUCAUACGCCUUCAACCCAACAUUAUUGAAGCAAAAGCCAUAACACACUCUGAAAACGACGAGAUUGCUCUCAUCCCAAGGAUUCCAAUAAUACCCUCUGACACAAAUAUGCCAUUCAAAUUCAAAAGAAGGCAGUUCCCAGUAAGAUUGUCCUUUGCAAUGACCAUCAACAAGUCACAAGGACAAACCUUUGAAAAAAUAUGCCUUUACCUAAAAGAUCCAGUAUUCAGCCAUGGACAAUUAUAUGUGGCCCUAUCUCGAGUCAGAUCAUUCGACUCAUUAACCGUCGUGUCAGCACAACAAGACAUCCCAAACUGCGUCUACACAGAAAUAUUUGACAAUAACCAGAAAGAAACAGACAAAGAAACACAGGACAGCAGAACAACAAAACACACUUACAGCUUUAGACCAAGAACAACAAAAUAA